AUGGUGUCAGUUUGGCACUUUGCCACCUGCCCCAUCCACAGUGCACUGGGUCGCCCCCAGUAUCUGGACCAGCCCACUGGAUUCUGGGCACUCAUCAGUAAACAUUCAGGCCUCACAAAGAGUGUAGUUAGACUGGAAGGACCAAGAACUGGGGUCUGUGUCCUGAUGGUGAUGUCCUCUUCCUCGGCCAACAGCUCUGCCACGGCCACGCCGUCCUCUGUGGCCACAGUGACAGGAAAACUGCUCCAGACGUCUCUGACCAAGGAAGGUGAGACAGUUCGUCUGGACCAGAGGAAUGUCCCCUUCCAAGUGGACAUGUCCAGCGACAGCCCCUUCCUCAUCCUGCCCCUCACUUUUUACCAUCUCAGCAAUGACACAAGCCCCCUAAGAGCCUGGGCAGCCAAGGAAAUGGAUUCCAUCGUCGUUGUUGCUCUGUUUCUGCUCUUCUCAUGUGAAGCCCAAGAGACUCCUGUGUUUAAACGAACAGGAACGGAUUUACUCCUGGAUGUAAAGGGAGUAGUUACACUGAAAGAAGAAGGGCACGAUUUAACAUGGGGUUUUAAUGGCACAACUCCUAUUGGAAAACUAUCUUAUGGUGGCAAACCAAUAGCUUUUGGGAGUUAUAAAUCAAGAGCUGAAUUUUUUGCAGAAAAUCACUCUCUGCUGUUGAAGAAUGUUCAGCUGAAUGACAGUGGAGUUUAUGUAGCACGUGUUACCAGUGUCACUGAUGUAGCCAAACACAAGGUCACAGUUCAGGAUCCAGUGUCUAGAGUAGAACUGAUGGUGAAAUCCUGCAGCUCAGACUGGUCUAACCUCACAGUGAUCUGCAGAAGUCUGGACUCUCUCAUCAGCAGCACGUUCACAUGUAGAAACCAAACCUGCUCUCAUGAGGGAGGAGAGAGAACCACACCUGGUGCUUCUCUGGACAUCUACCUGGAGAAUGGCUCUGUCAUCUGUAACCAUAGCAACCAGGUCAGCUUGGAAGUGGACGCCAGAAAGAUUGAAGAUCUUUGUGGAAAGACUCCUGAAUAUCACAAGCAGAUCCAUGAAGCAACUCUCUAUUCCAUCGUUCCUGCUGUUGUCCUCGUCGUCCUUCUGGCUGGAGUAAUUGUUGGAGCAUUACUUUGUCGACAGUGGAAAAGAAAACAGGAACCAGAAGAAAUGGAAAAUACGGUUUAUGCAGAUCCCGAGGCUAUAAAUACAGGCCUGCCCAUGGAGAAGAGACCAACAAAUGAUGCCUCCGCUGAUCCUCCACCAACCAUCUACUCCCUCUUAGGGCCCAUCAAAGGGCCCACAGAGCCCACAGAGCCCACAGAGCAAACAGGCCCCACGAGUCAAGAAGCACCCACUCAAAUCAGAGUCAACACUCAGCAAGAAAGCCUGUACGCUACAGUUAAAAAACCUGCCUCUAAGGCUAUAAAUACAGGCCUCCCCAUGGAGAAGAGACCAACAAAUGAUGCCUCCGCUGAUCCUCCACCCACCUACUCCCUUUUAGGGCCUGUCACAGAGCCCACAGGGCCCACAGAGUCCACAGGGCCCAUGGAGCCCACAGGCCCCACAGGACUCACGGAGUCCACAGGGCCCAUGGAGCCCACAGGACCCACAGAGUCCACAGGGCCCACAGAGCCCACGGGGCCGACGGAGUUCACAGGGCCCACAGGGCCCAUGGAGCCCGCAGGGCCCACGGAGUCCACAGGGCCCACCGAGGCCACAGAGCCAACAGGGCCCACGGAGUCCACAGAGCCCACGGAGCCCACAGGCCCCACGAGUCAAGAAGCACCCACUCAGCCAGAAAGCCUGUACACUACAGAUGAACAACCUGCCUUUAAGCUAAAAUACAGGCCUGCCCAUGGAGAAGAGACCAACAAAUGAUGCCUCCGCUGAUCCUCCACCCACCUACUUCCUUUUCAGGCCUGUCACAGAGCCCUCAGAGCCCACAGGGCCCAUGGAGUCCCCGGAGUCCAGUGGGCCCACGAAGUCCACAGGGCCCACGGAGUCCUCGGAGUUCACAGGGCCCACGGACUCCACAGAGCCCACAGGGCCCACAGAGUCCACAGGGCCCACGGAGUCCACAGAGCCCACAGGGCCCACGGAGUCCACAGAGCCCACGGGGCCUUCGGAGCCCACAGGGCCCAUGAGCAAAGAAGCACGCACUCAGAUCAGAGUCAACACUCAGCCAGAAAGCCUGUAUGCUACAGUUGAACAACCUGCAAAGUCUUGAAACAAUUCUGUACAAAUUCUGUUCCACACACAGCACUGUCAGCAAAUGAAGACGUCUGGCUGCAGUUUCCUUUGCCGUCCGCUGAUCAUUGUUGAUUCUGAUGAGUCUCUUGAGUCCUGUGACUGAUGUUGAAAGCAAAUUCACACGAGCCAACCUGUGCCCGAGCAUGCUUGAACACUAAAAUCCAGCUUGUUUGACCAGGUUGAAUGCAUCAUACCAUGCUGAAGCAUGGAUGAGCUCCUUGUCUGUGGCUUGGAUGGAAAAGGUGGACUUUGCUAUCAUGUUGUCUGAUUCAGUCAAUCUUUAUUUGUAUAGCACCAAUUCAUAACCAAAGCUAUCUCAAGACUCUUUACAAUGAGGGCAGGUUUAGACUUGACUCUCAGCUUUAUUAUUAUAAUGAUCGAACGUUUAUCAUCAUGAGCUCAGCGCUAAACAUUGAACAAAGUUACACUGGCAAAGAAGAACUUCAAGCAGAUCCAGACUGAUUUUGAACAGCUGAAAUUGUGUUGAGUUGAAAAGGGUUAAAGGGGGAAACCGAAAGAGGAGGGAGAUGGAGAAAAAGAGAGAAAGAAGGAACAAUGCAGAGCAACAAAAACGAAUAUUAUCUGUUGAAGUAUAAAUAAACCCACAGUAAGGGGAGGAGGGAGAUGGAGAAAAAGAGAGAGAGAGAGGUAAAGGAAAACCGAAAAUAUGUGGAGCAACAACAAAGAAUAUGAUAUGUCAAAGUGUAAGUAAACCCCCAGCUCAGAGCUAACUCCGCCCACUUCAGACUUUUGAAAAAUGCACAGAAAAUGGGCAGUUUGGUACUGAGAGGAAGGAGGGGAAAAAGAUGGGGUUUUCCAGAUAAGGUUGGAGUGACAGUGAAGUUCCCUUGCCAGACAGUGACAUAGAGUCCUGUAGCACUGCUGCCUCAGAGCAAUCUUUUGAGGUGGAGGAUUUAUCCCCUCCAGAGUCCCUGAAGCAGGCUGUAGUGUGGUGGUGGACCAUAGUGGUCCUGAGCGCUACCUGUUUGGGCCGACAUUGCCUCCAGCACCGGCAUUACUAAAGCCGGAGCCGAGGCAGUGCAGGUGCAGGAGAGGAUGGGAGCGGUCUCCGAAUGGUAGAGUUGGUUAGAGGUGGUAACAGUCUACCUUUUAUAUAAAGUUAGGUUUCUACAUCACAUAAGCCACAACUUUUCAGAAAAGAUAUUUUAAAGCAGAUGUCCGUUUAAGCUAAUGAAAACCCCAUAAAAUGCAGAUUGUUGUUAUCAGUUUGUUGUAAAUGUCAGAAAUAAAACCAGCAUUGAUGUAUUUUAUCAUAGUUCAGUCAGAUACUUCAGUGUACAGCUGAAAAAAAUGUUAAAGUGUUCACUACCUCUUUAAUGACUGCCCUGGCCAGCAUGUUCUUGUUAUUUGUCAGAUAUAGUUCCUUAAUGCUAGUAAUUUUAUUCUAGCAAAAAACACUUACUGUUAAUGAACUGUUUAUUCUAAAAAAAAAAAAACAUAAACAAAAACAAAACAAAACUCAAUAAGCAUUUCUAAUUCUCACUCAAACAGAUCUUCAACAGAGUAUGCCGAGUAUUUCUCGGCAUACUCUGUCAUCAUUUACGGUGUAAAUUUCUUUAUAUGGGUAAAAUCAAGCGUAAUUUUACUUUAUUCCGCUGAAAUCUCCUGGACUCCUUAGUUACUCAUUUUUUGAGUUUUGUGUAAAAUUCUGUCAAUUUUGUCUUUUUUAUUCAGAUUUUUUGUGUUUUUCCAAUGUACAUAAAGGCAGUAAACAUGUGUACACCAAAAACACUUGUAAUUACAAAAAUUUCUGGGAGAAAUGCUGUAUUUUCUGGAAAAAUUCCAGGGGUGCCAGUACUUUCGUCCAUGACUGUAUCUGUUAAAGCCUCGUAUCUAUCUGUCUCUGUUUCUCGCUGCCUCCAUGAACCUUAUUUAAAGCUUUAAUGUUCCUAUCGUCUUUUAUGUCCGUUCAUUUUCAGUAAGUAAGUUAUUACAAUAAGUGGCAAUGCAGAGAUUCUAACAUUAAUUUGUUCCCCAUAAACAUAUGAUAUUAAGGAAUUCUUAACCAAAUAUUAUUUUAACUACCAAUGUUUUAGCGUGUGUUUCAGUGUAAGUGUGUGCGUGAGCGUCACAGCUGUGUGUCAUGUCCAGCAUGAAUGAAGACGAGGAAGAGAGGAGAGCAGCCUUUGGUGCUGUGUAAAAGAGGCACAAACCGUCAAACGGAAGGGGAGGAAAGGGGAAAAGAGUGACAGGGGGACAAGAGAUCAUGAUGGAAAAAUUAAAAACUGAAGAUUGUGCACUGAUGUGUGUGACUUAAGUGCGACUUGAGUCCAAGUCAUGGACUUGAGGCCCCAUUUCUGCUCCAUGAGGUUUAUUCCUGGAACAGUUUACCUCUACUUCAUUUAAAUACCAUCAUUUAUGUAGCUCAGCAGUCAUUGGCAGUAUGAGGAGACCUUUCCAUCGUGUCAGGUCAUGGUGCAAUAAACAAAGAUGGCAGCUGCAUUUGUGGUGAUCAUGAUAAAUGUCUCAGUUUUUAUAACGGUAGAUUGGUAAAACUGGUACAUAAAAUACAAACAGCUUUUUACAUAAAUAUGGUGUCUCCACUCUUAAUUUAGUGGUCUGUAUAAUGCCAUAUAGAGAGGUCUGAACUAUGCAUGGACAUUUCAGUCACGUAAAAUAGGGCUGACAUAUUUUUUUACAUUUUCUUUAUGUGAAUAUAUGCACUGUAAAUGUAAUAUUAAACCUUGUUUUAAAUCAGUGAUGU
Molecule: messenger RNA, 4969 nt
Organism: Cheilinus undulatus (humphead wrasse)
Lineage: Eukaryota; Metazoa; Chordata; Actinopteri; Labriformes; Labridae
Exons: 10
Coding region: 1-1872 (623 amino acids)
Source: RefSeq, a predicted model, not a curated record